Siniperca chuatsi (mandarin fish) is the source of this 4430-nucleotide messenger RNA. RefSeq names its product excision repair cross-complementation group 6-like (gene ercc6l). Bases 384 to 4292 code for a protein of 1302 amino acids. The transcript is spliced from 4 exons. Gene Ontology annotation, molecular function: DNA translocase activity; ATP-dependent chromatin remodeler activity; protein binding. Lineage: Eukaryota; Metazoa; Chordata; Actinopteri; Centrarchiformes; Sinipercidae. The record is from RefSeq and is a predicted model, not a curated record.
AAAAACUUUCCAAAGCUGAAAUUUAGGGACAUUUCCUGAAAACGUCAAACUGUUGCGCAACAACACGCAACCGUUUUAAUCGCAGGAGUGCCGGGCUCAACGCUGCUCAUUGGCUGUGCUUUGCUGUUGGUCCCGCCCGCUGCACUUGUCCGUUUCCCCCGAUUGGAUAACUUCGUCGUGGCGUCACUGCAGCGUCCUCUCUGAUUCGCUGGGAAAAAAUGGCGGGGGGAAAGCUGCGGGUUCAAACACAACAACACACAUUUUACAGGCAGUGAGUCCCGCAGCAGCUACCGGUGUGUGUGUCUGCGUUUUUACCAACAAAACCACCUUUAUUCGCCGGGUUUCGUUUUUUGUCUUGCCGGUGAAGACCUAACACUGUCGGGAUGGAUGUUUCUCAACAUAACGGCGGAGUUCCGGAGAUUUCCGAGAAACUGGAAAAGUCUUUGUCCAUUGAUACAGAAGACAAGAUGGAAGCGUACCACAGAUUCAUUCAAGAUGGUAAAGAUGUUGCCAGACAAGGGGACAUGUCCAAGGCGCUGGAGUUCUUCAAGUUGGCGUACAACAUUCACCAGAGUCAAAAACUUGAAAGCAGGAUUAAGAAAAUUGAAGAACUUAUUGCUGAGAAUGACUCGGAGAAUGAAGAUACAUUUGUCAACGUAAACAACAGCGGUUUAAUGCUUUUCAAAGAAUUAUAUGACAAGCUUUAUGACUACCAGAGAAAUGGAGUGGCCUUCUUGUACAGUCUCUACAGAGAUGAUCGUAAAGGCGGGAUCUUGGCAGAUGACAUGGGCCUUGGUAAAACCAUCCAGGUGAUAUCCUUCCUCUCUGGUAUGUACGAUAACGAGCUGGUUAAACACACGCUGCUAGUCAUGCCAACUUCACUCAUCACAAACUGGACCAAGGAGUUUGCCAAAUGGACUCCCGGCAUGAGGAUCAAGGAGUUUCAUGGUGUCAGCAAAGGAGAGAGGACCAGGAAUCUGGAGAAAGUUCAGAGGAGAGGUGGCGUCGUCGUCACCACGUACACUAUGCUUAUAAACAACUGGCAGCAAUUGUCAUCAUACCAUGGCAGAGAGUUCACGUGGGACUACAUGAUCCUGGAUGAGGCACACAAGAUAAAAAGCUCAACCACCAAAACAGCCAAAAGUGCUUACGCCAUACCUUCAAAAAACCGAGUUCUUCUCACAGGCACUCCAGUCCAGAACAACCUGAGAGAGAUGUGGGCUCUGUUUGACUUUGCUUGCCAUGGCACUCUCCUCGGCACAAGUAAAACAUUCAAAACAGAGUAUGAGAACCCCAUCACCCGUGCCAGAGAGAAGGACGCCACUCCAGGGGAAAAGGUUCUCGGGUCCCGGAUGUCUGAGAACCUCAUGACCAUAAUAAAACCCUACUUUCUCCGCAGGACAAAAUCAGAAGUGCAGAAAAGCAAAAUGAAUGGCACACAUCUGUGCAAAGACGAAUAUUCAGACAAGGACAGCCAAGUCCAAAACCCUCAAAAAGACUCUGGAGCUGUCAUGCCCACCCUGACGAGAAAGAACGACCUGAUUGUCUGGACAUACCUGAGCCCUGUUCAGGAAGACAUAUACAGGCAGUUCAUUUCACUGGACCACAUCAAGGAGCUGCUCAUGACCAGUAAAUCACCUCUAGCUGAAUUAACCAUUCUGAAAAAGCUGUGCGACCACCCAAGACUGCUCUCCGCUGCAGCCAUAGCCAAGUUAGGCUUGGAGGAAAGUCCAGCUGAAAGUCGGCAGAAUGAAGACAUGGGGGCAGACGCUCACGGCAUCGCUAACGUUGCCGACGACACCUUAAUAUCUGAAUCUGGGAAACUCGUCUUUCUGUUCGCACUUCUUGAAAGGCUCAGACAAGAAGGACACCGCACGCUCGUCUUUGCUCAUUACAGGAAAGUGCUUGACAUCAUUGAACGCAUCCUGGGCAACAGAGGCUUCAAAGUAAUGAGACUGGAUGGCACAAUAACACAGAUUGCAGAGAGAGAGAGGCGCAUCACUCGGUUCCAGACAGACGAACGUUACUCGGUCUUUCUCCUGACCACCCAGGUUGGAGGAGUUGGCAUCACUUUGACGGCAGCAGACAGAGUCGUGAUCUUCGAUCCCAGCUGGAACCCAGCAACAGAUGCCCAGGCUGUUGACAGGGCAUACCGCAUCGGCCAGACUGAAAACGUUGUCAUCUAUAGGCUGAUCACCUGUGGCACGGUGGAGGAGAAGAUCUACAGACGGCAGGUUUUCAAAGACUCCCUUAUCAGACAGACUACCGGAGAUAAAAAGAACCCUUUUCGGUACUUCAGCAAGCAGGAGCUGAAGGAGCUCUUCAUUGUGGAGAACACACGGUCCUCGUCCACGCAGCUGCAGCUUCAGGCCCUACACUCCAGACACCGAUGGACAGACCCUGAACUGGACGAACACAUUGCCCACCUCCACACCAUGGAGAUGUUUGGGAUCUCUGACCACGACCUCAUGUUUUCCCUCGACGUCAACCAUGACGAGGCCCCAGAGGACCAAGAGGCGCACCACUACAUCGAAGGGAGGGUCCAGAAGGCCCAGGAGCUGAUGAAGGCUGAGUCAGACUUACAGAUGCAGCUGGCAGAGAGCAUGGCAUCAAGCACAGAACCAGCCUGGCUCAGACAACCAGUGGACAACAACAGAGAGCUGUCUCACGAGAAAAAAACAAGAAAUCCAAGACCAAGUCCUUCCUAUCCACAACAUGACAGCAACUUUAACGGAUCGCCAGUUGUGGUCGAGUUGGACCAGUCUAGUUCUGGCAAGGAGGACGGCCAACAGAAUCUGUGUGACCGAGUUAUCGAUCUAACUGCAGAUGAGAGUAUGACCGAAGAACAACCUGCUGUAGCAGUAAGCCAAGACGAGCUUGCCAAGCAGAACCCGGAUUCCCCGAAACACCAGUCUGUCAAGCAGGAGAGGAGUUUCUUGGAAGUUGCAGACGCCUCUCCUCAGGAGGUGAUUGAGGAGUCUUUGGUGAUGUCGGAGGCCACCAAUCCUGCCGCGGCUGAAAUGGCAGAUGCCUCGGUUCAAGAACUAACGGACGAGUCUGCAAUAUCUGAGGCUGCAGUUGCUUCAGCGGCCGACGGCAGCCUGGAGUACGUUACAGCAGCUGAUGAACACGAACAACAGCCAAGUGGAACUUCGCCCUCAAAAUACGACUCUAAGAUGGACUUGGGGCAUCCAUAUGUCAGCUAUCUGCAGACCAAGAGACUUUCUGUCUUGCAAGCAUCCAAUUCAAGCAUCAGAGGAGACACAUCAUCCAGAGUCAGCACACGGCUUGAAUCCUUUGAGGGCAACUUCAAUUUACAGCUUGAGGACAGCGACAUGUUCUCAGAUCAUGAUGUCCUGGAUCAUCGGGAGACCGAAGCAGAGGAGAGGAAGCUGCUGUCGCAGCUGCAGAUGGAGGGGAGUUUUGACGUAAAUAAAUCCCUUUCUGAGAGACAUCAUAAAGAAGCACUUGGGCAAAGCCUCAACAACGUCCACGCCUCUGAAAUGGACGAGUCAAUGAAUGAGUCCAUUGUAGCUAACAAGAAGAAAAGAGCUGCAGUGAUUUAUGACAGUGAAGAAGAAGAAAAUGAUGAUGAUGAUAGGCAGGAGUUGAAGAAGAGUCAACUUGACUACUCCUUCCAGGUUCUUGGAGCCUCCACACCCAAAUCAGCACCCUCUGGCUCCACCCCUCUCCGUUCAAGAAAGAGCGUUGGAGGAAACACCUCUGUGGCCUCACGCAGGUCCCUCCUCCAGUCCAUCAUCGAAGACUUGGAGAACCACAACCCAGACAUGGAUGAAGGCGAUGAUGAUGAUGAUGAUGGUGAUAUUUCAGAGAGGCAUUCUGGUGAGGCUGAAGAGGAGGACAUCGUUGGUUCAACUCAUGAUGAGCUUCAGCUGGAGGAGACCACUGGAGAGACAUUAAACACAGAGGAUGAUGAGGAGGAUGAUGGGGAGGAUGAUGAGGAGGAUUACUCGGAGGAGUCGGCAGAUGCCGUCGAUGAGUCGAGAGAGGAAAUGAGCAGUAACCUGGAGGAAUCGACCAGCGAGCCCGAGCUAGCCUCCUCCGAGAGAAUGGAUCAGUGCACCGUUGAUGCAGAAGUCCAGACGAAUGGGAUGAAAGACGAGGACGGGAGCUACGAGUCCCUGGUCAGUAGAGGGAGGGAGUUCUACAGCAAAGGGAAGCUGGACGACGCGCUGGGCUUCUUCCUGAGAGCCAUCGACAUCAGAUCUGGAGAUCCUGAAAUUCAGCUCAUGACUAUCCAACUGUACCGGCAGCUGAGUCAGAGAAGUUAACAACUGUUGGGGGAUAUUUCAGUCUGGGCCAAAGUUGUGGACCGACGUUGCCAUCCAUAGAGCCACGCCGCUAGCAUGGCUUAAAAAAAGGCUCGGUAGUUUCCUCAAACAGCUGCUCGCUGUAGUUUUUAUCAGACC